AUGGUGUGGUUGGCCAUCACUGCAGACUCCUGGGACUCCGUUUGGAAGGUCAAGCGUCAGCUCGAGGAGCUUGGCAUUGCCUCGCCGGGCUCGGUGUCCAUCCACGGCGAUGGCAAGAUCUUCCUCGAGACCUCCAUGGAGAUACUGCUGGAGCGCGUGGUCUGCCUGUCCAUGGUGGAAAGAGUCUUCCUUUGUGUUCAUCGGGAAGGUCUGCACGAGGAGCACGCUAUCUGCCACCUGGGUCCCAACUACAAACUUCUGCAGGAAUGGAUCUAUGCCAUCGAUUGGCGGGAAGUCUUUCGCGUGAUUGAUGUCAUUCAUGGAGGCCAUCGCCCAGAAACCUGGAUGCUGGACUCCAAGCGCCACGGCGCAAAAGGCUCUCCCAUGCGAGCCUUCGAUCGCCUCGAGAUGCAGCAGAAGGUGCGUGACGUGCUGCAUGAGGUGCUGUCCGCCUACGGUUGCUCUCACCAUCCCUACAACGCGGGCCUGAUGGUCUAUGUCUUCUUGAGUGCUUCACUCGCCUUCGUCGGCAUACCCAUCCUCCACCGCCGGGUGAAGCAGGGCUACUUCCCCCACAAAGGCCUGCACCACAGUCUAUGUUGGGGCUUGGCAUCCGUGGCACGCUUGCAGGAUCGCGAACUGGUCCUGGAUCCCAUGGCGGGCAAAGGCGUGGUCCUACUCGAGGCAGCUGCAUGGUGGCCACAAUGCCAUUUCUUGGGCCUCGAAUUGGUCAGCGAGCAGCUCGUGCAGGCCGUGGAGAACUUGCGCUACGCGAAUGAGCGAGGAGUGCUGCCAUGUGGCCAGGCCGUGGGCUUUGCUCGCGCCGACUGCCGGAAGCUACCACUGGCGGCAAAGUGCGUGGACGUG
Messenger RNA from Symbiodinium sp. CCMP2592, 867 nucleotides. The record is from the annotation of a GenBank genome assembly. NCBI's taxonomy places the organism in Eukaryota, Dinophyceae, Suessiales, Symbiodiniaceae.